CCAGUCUCGUACAGACAGAGGGGGGCAUCCGAGUGUGCGGGCAAGAGCUGUACAGUAAACAAUUCUGAUACGCUUGCAAUGAUAUACAGCAGAACUGCAUGCUAGUGCAGACGUCGCAUGCCGCAUGUGCACGCCUGUCAGUGGAGCCUGGGUGCACAUAGCCAUAUAAGCUGGAGCAGGAGGAAAACAAGCUCACGCGCUUAUUUGGGCUCUCCUCGAGGUACCGUGAUUGCAUGAUGAGAGAGAAGAGAACUGCAGCUAUAAUGAACGAAUGUAAAAUCUACCCCAGAUUUUAGGCAGACAUUGAAAAAAGAAACUCGGCCAGCAAUGGAGAACCAGGCGGCGAUGGAGCCGCAGAGCUACGAGGACGUACGGAAAAGCGGUUAUCUCCGCAAGCAGAAAUCUAUGCACCGGCGCUUUUUCGUUCUCCGGUCUGCCUCGGAGCAGGGCCCGGCCAGACUCGAAUAUUAUGAAAACGAAAAAAAAUUCCGAAGCAAAUCACCGGUCCCAAAGAAAGCAGUGAACCUGGACUCUUGCUUCAACAUCAACAAACGGGCAGAUUCAAAGAACAAGCACAUGAUAGUGCUGUAUACCCGCGGGGAGAGCUUUGCCAUAGCUGCCGACACCGAAGAGGUCCAAAACGAAUGGUACCAGGCCAUGCUGGAUCUACAAUGUAAAUGUAAGACUCCUGAGGAGUGUGGCAGUGCAGGAGACUGUGGACUGCCUUCCCCUGGCUCUGCCUUUAAGGAGGUCUGGCAAGUUAAAGUCUGGCCUAAAGGUUUAGGCCAGGCCAGAAAUCUAGUUGGAAUCUACAGACUUUGCUUGACAGACAAAACAGUCAACUUUGUCAAGCUCAACUCUGAUGUUGCAGCUGUGGUCCUCCAGUUGAUGAAUGUGCGACGCUGUGGCCACUCAGAGAACUUUUUUUUCAUUGAAGUGGGUCGUUCUGCCAUGACAGGCCCUGGAGAAUUCUGGAUGCAAGUAGAAGAUUCGGUGGUGGCGCAGAACAUGCAUGAGACCCUUCUUGAGGCUAUGAAGGCUCUGAGCGAAGAGUUUCGUCAAAGAAGCAAAUCCCAGACUGUUGGUGUGAGCUGUGGAGGAGGAACUGCCUCUAACCCUAUCAGUGUACCUUCUCGACGACACCAUCCGAAUCUGCCACCUUCACAGGUUGGCUUUUCCAGACGUGCUAGAACGGAAACUCCUGGUGUCUCCAACAGCAACACAUCUCCAACUCCACGGCAUGGAUUUUCUAGGUCACGGACAGCCAGCAUUGGGGCUCGCACAGAUGAUGGAGGGGGCAGAGCAACGGCACUCAGCACAAGUCCAAGUCUCAAUGGUUCAUCCUGCUCAACUACCCCAACCCUGAGGCCUAAACCUACACGAGCACCCACUCCAGCAAAGAUCACCCUCAGCCUGGCACGAUACACCCCUAACCCUGCACCUUCCCCAGCCCCCAGCCUCUCAUCCAGCUCUGGUCAUGGGUCAGAAUGUGGGUUGGGUGGAGCUGUCUUUGGAACAAUGCCCAUCUGCACUUAUGCUCGAAUACCUCAGAGAGUGUCGAUGUCAGGAUCACCCAGUGAUUAUGGUUCAUCAGACGAGUACGGCUCUAGCCCCGGAGAGCACUCACUGCUAGCCACAGGACUCCCUGCUGCCCUUGUUGAAGGUGGAGCCAGUUAUAUCGUGAUGGGUCAUCGAGAUGGGUGUCACAAACGUGUUCAUGGACGCAGGGUUCUUCGUCGUUCAUCUAGUCGCGAGUGUGAGGUUGAGCGCAGGCUGCUCAGCAAGCGUGCUUCCCUUCCCCCCACUUCUAUCAAAGAGCAUUUGGUCCCACGCCGCAGGGAGGAGGAAGAAGAGGAUGAAGAAGACUAUGCAGUUAUGUCACGCAGUGCAAGUAGAGAGUCUUUCACAUCUCGCCGAGGCUCAGGGGGUUCAACUACAACAUCACUGGUGCAGGAAAACUCAGCUGAUAAAGGAGUCAGUACUAAAGGGGGUCCUGAAGACUACUCAAUUGACAGUGGAUACAUGUCUAUGCUACCUGGCGUUACGGCUCCUCCUGCUUCAUUGUCACUAUCAGUUUCUGGAUCAGAUGUAGUACCAAAAGGUGGAGAUGAAUACAUGGCCAUGACCCCCAACAGUAGUGUCUCACCCCCUCAGCACAUCCGCCUACCCAUCAAUGAGGGCUACAUGUUGAUGUCUCCUAACAGCAGCUGUUCACCAGACUUACACGGCCUAAGUGGAUGUAAUUGGGGCAGUAGGGGCAGCAUGGAAAGUCGGACAGGCAGCGAAUACAUGAACAUGUCACCAAUAAGUGCCAGGUCAGCUUGUAGUACUCCUCCAUCACACCCAGAGCAGCAACCACUGCAGCCAAAGAUGGUUUAUUCUUAUUUUUCGCUGCCACGUUCAUACAAACACACCACCCUCUCAACUCGUUUUGAGGAUGAUCUGGACAGAGUUUGCAUGGGUAGAGGUGAAGCUGGAGUAAAAGCUGGGCAUAGUGGUUACCAUUGUGGAGGGGACACACCUGUGGGUUCAGGUGGUGGUGGACAACUGUCUCUAUCCUCCUCCUCUUUUUCCUCCAGUUCAGCUAGCAGUGAAAGCCUUGAGGACAGAUCGUUGUCUCUGUCUGUUGGUGGAAUGGGAAGAGCAACUAGGUUGAGUGCAGGACACAGGGUAGGGGGGGCUCACCCCAAAGUUUCAUCCCAACACCAUCACCAGCAGAGAUGUGGGUCAGGUGUUCAGAAACACGGUCAUUUACCAUCAAGGAAGGACAAGUCAUCCAGUUUUUUUGUUGAUGUAUCCAAAGCCAAUACGCUGCCGAGAGUCAGAGAGACUUUGCUCUCAACUGCAUCCCAGAGCCCAGGAGAGUAUGUUAGCAUUGUAUAUCAGGGUGAGCAAGGAGGACAUAACAUGGGGAUGGCUAUGGCUGAGUCAGGGAACUCUAUGGCACAAGGACAUCGAAGAGCCUUUCACCGACCACAGCCAUGUCACAGUCAAGGUGGAUCUGCUAACCUUCCUCGGAGCUUCUCAGCACCCCUCUCCACCUCAAUCUCUUUAUCUUCUGAAUAUGUAAAUAUGGACUUAGGUGGCUCACCUUCUUCUCUCACUACCUUCUCUUCUUUUAAACCUGCCCCAAUGGUCAAAAAGGAGAUCAACAGAGCUCAUCAAGUAGAACAAGAAUUGGAAAUGGGACUCAGGAAGAGCAGCAUGACAGCCAUGACAUCUACAGAUGUGGCUUCUGCUCCUUUUACAGACUAUACUGAGAUGAAGUUUGGAUUGGGUGGAGAUACAACAUCCAAGUCCCCAAAAGCUGGCCAAACACCUUUGUCAUCCUCCAUGGAGCAGGAGCAUAACAUUAAUUUCCCCUCAUCCAAGGCUUUUUCAAACGUGGAUCAGGGUGCCCGUCUAGUCAGGGCUGAAUCAACAGCAAGAAGGCGGCAUCGCUCAGAGACAUUUAUCACACCCCCAACUCACCCCCUCUCACCCUCUGCUUCCCCUUCUCCUUUUUCUGAAACUCCACAUGUUGGUCCAUCACGACAGCAAGGAUUAGAGAACAACCUUUGGUCUAAUAAUCAGCCACCCUCUGCACAGUGUGCCAGCCCUGGAGUAGCAAAUCUUCCUGCUUCUCAGGCAUCUUCCUUAACCCUGGAGCAAGGGCUGAACUACAUUGAUUUGGACUUGGUCAGUAAGGAGAAUCAAACCAUUGUAGAUGGACCCUCUGGCCCUCAUUCAUUUUUCUCUCCUGUAGUAGGAGGGUUGACUGGGGGAUUGGGUGGAGCAGGAGGAAACAUCAGCUCCAGUAUAAACACAUAUGCCAGCAUAGAUUUCAUCAAAUCAGAUGAAUUAAGAGUUCAUCAGAGCAACAGGAAGGACAGCAAAGAUUGUUAAUGUGUUCCUGCAUUUGGACCAGUCAGCACCUGUCCUUCCUGCUUGAGUGUGUUUGCCUGUGUGUGCACAUGAUGUGUCCUGAAAAACGGUGCGAUUUCCCACAUCCCUCAGCAGGGGAAGCCUCAUUAAAACAUUUACUCUCAUUAGCUGCCAUUGGUUCAAACAAUAUAAAAAAAAUUGUGCCAAAAGACUAUCUGUCAUUUCCACCAGAGAUCACUGAGAUGGACGUAUCCUUCAGCUGCUUAUGAAGGGCCAUUGCGACUCUAAUUGCCAACCAGGAGCCAACGAUAAUCCUUUUUUUCCUCUACCACACACUUUCAAUUAUUGUAAGAGAGAUGCUAAAUAGUAUAAUGAUAGAACAAAAAUAUAUAGCAGACAUAAUAUUACUG
Messenger RNA from Carassius auratus (goldfish), 4274 nucleotides. RefSeq names its product insulin receptor substrate 1-B-like. Gene Ontology annotation, molecular function: phosphatidylinositol 3-kinase binding; insulin receptor binding. The transcript is spliced from 3 exons. Gene Ontology annotation, biological process: insulin receptor signaling pathway. The record is from RefSeq and is a predicted model, not a curated record. NCBI's taxonomy places the organism in Eukaryota, Metazoa, Chordata, Actinopteri, Cypriniformes, Cyprinidae. Gene Ontology annotation, cellular component: plasma membrane; cytosol. The coding region runs from base 328 to 3885 and encodes 1185 amino acids.